Messenger RNA from Hydra vulgaris (swiftwater hydra), 529 nucleotides. RefSeq lists its product as uncharacterized. The record is from RefSeq and is a predicted model, not a curated record. NCBI's taxonomy places the organism in Eukaryota, Metazoa, Cnidaria, Hydrozoa, Anthoathecata, Hydridae.
AAAACGAAAUUUAUUUUUAAAUUAACAUUUAACUUGCUGGUUGUUUUUUAUUAAAAAAUGAGGUUUUUAUUUAUGUUAGCUCCACUUUUUGCAAGUUUCUUAUUUUGUGACUCUAUACCAGUAAAAAAAGAUGACUGCGAUAUAAGAGUAAUGAAUGGGAAGUGUACCACAAACAAACUUGCAAAAGAAGACGUAGCUAUUUCCUCCGAUAAUGAUUUACCAACUAUUGAUCAAAUCACAAAUGUGUUUAAAGCAAAACUGGACUUUAUCAAGUUUAUGGGAGAAAAAUCACCAUACCAGCUUACCUUUUUACAGCUGUUUUUGGACAAUGUGGACGAUAUUAAAAAAUCAUUUCAAAGUUUUUUAAAGUAUGAUCCUGUAUAUCCUUCCUAAACGUAGCUUUCCUGAUUUUUGCAAAAACACUGUUGCACUCGGGAUUUGUAAACGCAACUUUCCUGAUAUUUGCAAAAACUCAGUUGCACUCGGGAUUUGUAAAAAGUUUUGUUUUAAACUUGUUUUAAAAAAUAUA